Hypoxylon trugodes is the source of this 3490-nucleotide messenger RNA. Its product is annotated as actin-like ATPase domain-containing protein. The record is from RefSeq and is a predicted model, not a curated record. Lineage: Eukaryota; Fungi; Ascomycota; Sordariomycetes; Xylariales; Hypoxylaceae. The coding region runs from base 334 to 3369 and encodes 1011 amino acids. Gene Ontology annotation, molecular function: ATP-dependent protein folding chaperone; ATP binding. Gene Ontology annotation, cellular component: endoplasmic reticulum chaperone complex. The transcript has a single exon. Gene Ontology annotation, biological process: endoplasmic reticulum unfolded protein response; negative regulation of hypoxia-induced intrinsic apoptotic signaling pathway; cellular response to hypoxia.
CCAGCCACAUACAAGGGUUUAAUGUCAACAAGUUGUCCUCUUUGUAUGGAAAAGUACAUAAUUUUUUGGCCAAACUCGUGCGGUGAGGUCAGAAAGCUCACAUGGCUACAGGGAACAGUUAGGUUUCUUCUAGUUGAGGCCAGAUUCUAAUAAAUUAAAGAAUUCUUAUAUACAAGGCAGCCGGACUGGAGUCUCAUAAAUAAUAAAGCUGCAUUCAAUCUUUAUAUUCAACCCACUAUAUUUCCCCAAUCUCUCUCCCCAAGUAGCUGGUCUCAAUCUUUUGACGGGCGAGCUUCUCGCCAAAAAAACACCCCUCCUAAUAUUUUGCCCAUCAUGGCGCAAAUAUACUCCCCUCGAUCUAUAUUACUGUGCAUGAUCUUCUUUUUCUCUACAAAUGUCCUAGCUAUAUCCGCUGUCCUUGGUAUUGACCUGGGUACCGAAUACAUAAAAGCCACUCUCGUCAAGCCCGGAAUACCCCUCGAGAUCGUCCUAACGAAGGAUUCGAGAAGAAAAGAAACCUCCGCUGUCGCUUUCAAACCCUCACAAAAUGCCCCCAAGAGCGGCUCAUAUCCCGAGAGAGCUUAUGGCUCAGAUGCCGUAGCUCUCGCAGCUCGAUUCCCCGGCGAUGUAUACCCCAACCUCAAAACCCUCCUCGGCCUUCCCAGCGACGACUCGAUCGUGAAAGAGUAUGCCGCAAGGCACCCAGCCCUACAAUUAGAAGCACACAAGACACGUGGCACGGUUGCAUUCAAGAGCAAGGCUACCGCGAAUGAAGAAGCAUGGAUGGUUGAAGAAUUAUUGGCUAUGGAGCUCCAGAGCAUCCAGCGCAACGCUGAGGCAAUGGCUGGCUCUGAUAGCAAUGUACGGUCUGUGGUCAUUACUGUCCCACCGUUCUACACUAUUGAAGAGAAGCGCGCUGUAGAGUUGGCUGCCGAGCUAGUUGGUCUUAAAGUCCUGUCAUUAAUCAGUGACGGUCUUGCCGUCGGGCUAAACUACGCUACGAGCCGAACAUUCCCCAAUGUGAACGAGGGAGGCAAGCCAGAGUACCACAUGGUUUUCGAUAUGGGUGCUGGUUCCGCUAAGGCAACUGUCUUGAAGUUCCAAGGCCGAUCAGUUAAGGACAUUGGCAAGUUCAACAAGACAGUUCAGGAAGUACAAGUUGUGGGAAGUGGCUGGGACAGGACCCUGGGCGGUGACGCACUUAACUACUUGAUCGUUGACGACAUGAUUGCCAAGUUUAUUGAGACGUCAGCUGCGAAGAAGACCUCAGUGUCGGCGGAGAGUGUCCGAGGACACGGUCGAGCUAUGGCGAAACUUUUCAAGGACGCCGAACGACUCAGACAUAUUCUCAGCGCCAACGUCGAGACUGGUACUAGUUUUGAGGGCCUCUACGAUGAUAUUGAUUUCAGAUAUAAGAUUACUCGCGCGGAGUUUGAGAAACUAGCUGAGGCACAUGCUGAGAGAGUCGGUGCCACAGUCCAAAAGGCGUUAGAUGUAGCCGAGCUUGAUAUCAAACAGCUCGACUCCAUCAUCCUUCACGGCGGUUCCUCCCGGACGCCUUUCGUCCAAAAGCAGCUUGAGAGCAUUGCAGGGAACGACAAGCUCCGGAGCAAUGUCAACUCCGAUGAAGCAGCAGUGUUUGGCGCUGCCUUCCGAGCUGCGGAGCUUAGCCCCAGCUUCCGAGUCAAAGAGAUCAGGAUCUCCGAUGGCUCAUUCUACCCGGCGGGGAUGAAGUGGACGAAUCCCCAGGGCAAGCCCCAACAGCAGCGACUCUGGACGGAACGAUCGCUUCUCGGCGCCGCGGCGAAGGAGGUCACUUUCACAAACCACGAAGAUUUCUCCGUCAUCUUCUACCAACAAUGGCCUUCAGCUGGAGGCGUGGCGGAAAGAGAAAUAAAAACUUUGGUGAUGAAGAACUUGACUGCUUCGGUCGCUUCUCUAGUUGAAAAGGGCUGCUCUCAUCCCGAUAUUCACUUCAAGGUCAAGCUUCGACUUAGCGCCGAAGAUGGCGAGGUUGAGAUCGAGAAGGCUGCGGUUGAGUGUGAAGCUGAAGUACAGGAGAAGGAGGGCUCCGUCAUUGAUGGCGUCAAAAAUCUCUUCGGCUUUGGGAAGAACAAGGAUCAACAACCCCUGAAAGAAGAAGGAGAGAGUACUGAUGCGGAAGCUUCCGAGAGCUCUUCGACUACUGAGUCCACUGAGACAGCCGCAACCUCUGUAGAUUCUAGCACUUCUACAACCGCGACGCCGGCAGCUGCUGAAUCCCCUGAGAGCAGCUCUACCCCGAAGAAAACUGAGCUUGUUGUAAUCCCAGUCAACUAUAUUACAGAGAAGGCGGGUAUCCCGAGUCUAUCGAAGGCAGAUCUUACUAAAGCAAAGGAUCGCAUCAAGGCAUUUGAGUUGUCUGAUCGAUCUCGACGGGCAAGAGAGGAAGCUCUAAAUCAGCUUGAAGGAUUUACGUACAAGGUUAGGGAUCUACUAGAGUCGGAAUCUUUUGUAGCUGCCUCUACCGCAGAGGAACGAGCUAAGCUAGAGAAGAAAGCUAGCGAAGCUAGUGAAUGGCUCUACGAUGAUGGCGCUGAUGCGUCACACGACGAACUCAAGUCUAAGCUUAAGGGUCUAAAGGAUCUUGUUUCUCCUAUUGAGAAAAGAAUUGAAGAAGCGCGAAAGAGACCGGAGUUAAUCAAGGGUUUAAGAAGCGCGCUCGACCAGACAACCACAUUUAUUAAUACCAUCAAGGAGAAGAUUGCCGAGGCAGAUUCAUACAGAGCAUCUGUCAGUAGUAGUGCUAGUUCGACAAGCGAAACAAGCUCUACUAUCACUGCAGCCCCUUCGAAAGAUGCUGGUGAUUUUGAUGGCCUUGAGGAUGAAGAAACAACACUAUCGACAACAGCCACCGCAACGGAGGAUCGCGGUCCAGUGCCGCCUCUUUACACCAUUGACGACCUUAAGGAGAUUACAGAUCUUUCGAAGAGUAUUAUUGAUUGGCUAGAAGAGAAGCUUGCCGAACAAGAAAAACUCCCCGAGACGGCCAACCCCGUGAUACUAGCUAAGGAUAUUGAGGAAAGGACGAAGAAGCUUGAGAAGGCGGGCGUGGACCUAGCCAUGAAGAGUGUCAGGAACUUUGAUAAAGGCAAGAAGAAGAGCGGCUCGAAGAAGUCGAGCAAGCCUAAAUCCAAGAAGGCAUCUACCAAGACGGGAAGCGACAGCUCCGAGCCGACGGUAGAGCCUAAGGACGGGGAGAACUACAUCAAGUUCGGAGAAGAUGGCAAGGGCCCGUCAGCGGAAGAGAUCGAGGAGAUGAUCAGGCGCAUGUCUAAGGAACAACAAGAUAAGGAGGCGAAGACAAAGACAAAGCAUGAUGAGCUGUAGUAUAAACAGCAGAUAGAUAUUGACGAAUGAUAUGACACAUCUACCAAAGCUUAGAUAUUUUGAUUACAAUGCCCUACCCAACUACCCAGAUAUGUAACAGGAUUACAAGAGAGCUCCAGGU